UGCAUCAUUGAAGGAAAAAAAAUCCGACAUUGGACUUCUGGAUGAUAAUCCAUGGGGAGUUGGUUUGUUUGAAAACAUGGCAAUAGAAGAGGUAGUGUGUGAAGAACCACAAGUUGCUGCUCCCAGUACUGGAAGUUCACAGAGUGCUAACGAAGAAGCUACAAUGUAUGCUAGUGCUGAAUCAAAUGAUGGAAAUCAAAUAGGAAUGCUCUCAUCAGAGGAUAUUGAAGAUUUCUUUGAAAAUGAAAGAAAGAAAAUAGAAUGUGUUACUGAAAGCAGCAUAGAAGAAGAUUUGAAACCUUGUAUGGGGAUGAAGUUCAGUACCAAAGAAGAAGGCCAGCAAAUUUUCAACUUCUACUCCAGUGUUGUUGGUUUCUCUGUUGCUGUUGUCAACAGUUAUAGAACAACAAGUAAGAAACGCAACAAUGAGAUAACUAAAGUUGUUAUGCAGUGCAACAAGCAUGGUAGGACAGCACAAGUUGAUAGAGAGCAAUUGGUACCUCAAAGGAGAAGCACAGUCAUAACAAAGACAGGUUGCAAAGUGGAAAUGCGGAUUACGGAGAAGAACGGAGUUUGGGAAGUUACCCGGUUAAAUCUUGAACACAACCAUGAGCUUUCACCAAAUAGCAGGUUCUUCCGGUCUCACAAGUACAUGUCACCUGAAGAAAAAGACCUCAUAAGGACACUGAAGUACACAAACACACCUACAGGCAAGAUUGUUGAUAUCUUAGCAUAUGUGAGAGGUGGAAUUGGUUGUUUGCCAUACACAAAGAAGAUGGUCAGCAAUUAUGGCACUGAAAUAAAUAAAGAGCUACAGAAUACUGACAUGAUGGAAGUAGUAGAAAUGUUCAACAAGAAACAGGCAGAUAGUCCUGGUUUCUACUAUUCAUUCCAGCUGGACAGUGAUAACAAAGUUAGAAGCAUAUUUUGGUCUGAUCAGAAAUCAAGGUUAUACUAUGAGCAAUGUGGGGAUUGUCUUAGUUUUGACACAACUUUCCUUACAAACAAAUGCAAUCUUCCAUUUGCGCCAUUUGUAGGAGUUUCACCUCAUGGGAACACAUAUUUGUUUGCAUGGGCUUUCAUUGUCAAUGAAAAAGCAGACACCUUCAAAUGGUUGUUUGAGCAAUUUUUGAUAGCAAUGCAUGGUGUUCCACCGGUGUCAAUCAUAACAGAUGGAGACAGAGCUAUGAAAGCUGCAAUAGAGGAAGUUUUUCCAAAUGCUUUCCACAGAUGGUGUCUUUUUCACAUCAAGAAGAAAGCAGAUGAGAAAAUCACUACAGGGUUUCAAGCCAAUGAAGGAUUGUAUGAAGAUUUUCAAGACAUCAUUGACAACUCUUUGACAGUAGAAGAAUUUGAGUCACUUUGGCAGCAAAUGAUUCAGAACCAUGGAGUUGAACAUAUUGAAUAUUUUGGAACACUUUGGGAAAACAGGCAGUACUGGGCACCCGUUUUUUUUCAAAUCAAGGUUUUUCCCAUUUAUUCAGACAACUGCCAGAAGUGAAGGUACUAAUGCUAUCUUCAAAAGAGGUGUUGGUGCAAAAUUUAGUGUGACAAGUUUCAUGAGGGAGUAUCAAAGGAUUCUAGACACCAUACAUGAUAGAGAGGAUGAAUGCGAUCACAGAUCAAGGAACAAGAAAGUUGCUCAGGACAAAUAUUGGUCUAAGUUAUACUUUGAAAGACAAGCACAUCACUAUUAUAACAUUGGUAUCUUCUGGAAAUUUCAAUGGAUUCUACAAGAUAUUACAAGGCUGCAGCUACACGAGCAAGAAAAGGAUAAAAUCUAUGUUGUUUUCCAGGCAGCUAAUUAUCCUCUGAAAGAGCACAAGCCAAGGAAUUUUGUUGUGCUUGUUGAUACAGUUGCUCAAGAGUACUCUUGCAUAUGUUGCAAAUUUCUGAAAGAUGGCAUUCUGUGUUCACACAUUUUGAAAGUUAUGGUUCAUUUGAACAUACCUGAAAUUCCAGAGAAGUAUUUCAUUGAUCGUUGGAGGAAAAAGUCGAUAAAGGUACAGUUGAUCAAAGAGCCAGAGAUACAUGGAGAUAACCCUGCGCUUAUGUUCAAUGUACUGUCGAAAAGGCUUGUUCGAACAGCUUCAACUGCUUCAAAGAAGAAAAGAAAGUAUAGUUACCUUCUGCAAGAAAUAGAUAGUAUAGAGAAAGUUAUGAUUGACAUGGACAAUGAGGAUGCGCAAUCAACAGAUGCAGUAACUAUGACUACAAGGACAGUAACAAAUGUUAGCUCAGGGAAUGAUGGUGAUGCUACAUCUGCUAACAUUGAGCUACAAGACCCAGAUGUUGUUAACACAAAAGGAAGACCUCGGAUGCUUACAAUAAGAGAGGCAAUCAAGCAAAAAAAAAUUACAGUUGCAGUCAUUGUGGUUCUAAUGAGCACACUAUAAAGAAGUGCACAAACAAGGACAAGCACUAUGAUCUACCUAAGCGCAAGAGGUCAAGGCCUAACCCGAUGAAUCAGAAAAAGA
Lolium perenne is the source of this 2477-nucleotide messenger RNA. RefSeq names its product protein FAR1-RELATED SEQUENCE 5-like. Lineage: Eukaryota; Viridiplantae; Streptophyta; Magnoliopsida; Poales; Poaceae. The record is from RefSeq and is a predicted model, not a curated record.